CACCACCGGCAGCAUCGUCGUUCCCUUUGCGACCUGCUCCGGUUCGUAGCGUGAGAAACGCGCGCGGACUCUCGCGCUGCGUUCCAUGAGAGUAACUCGGCUACUCCAGAUCCGUUUGAGAAGUGUAGAAAUCGUGUGAGAGGAAUAUCUUAAUCGUGUCCUCCUAUUCAUCCUCUCAUCUUUUCCUCCAUUUCGUUAUCGUCGUGAUCGGUUCGUUCACCGAGUGACUUUCUGUCUCUCUCUCACUCUCUCUCUUCCCCUUUCUCUCUUCCUCUCUCUUUCUUUCUCUCUCUUUCUCUGUCUUUCUCUCUCUCUCUUUCUCUCUCUCUCUCUCUCUUUAUCUAUCUCUCUCGAGGUUAUGUCUACCUUUUACCCAAAGAGUACUCAACAUCACAGUAGUAGUAAUAGUAAUAGUAAUCGUAGUAAUACUACCAACGUGUAUCCUUGUGUUACCGGGAGUGCCGGCAAAGAAGACAUAAAGUGUUCCAGUCUUCUUUUAUAUUGAGGAACAUAGAUCUAAGAAAAUUAACGUAGAAUUAUUAUACGGAGGGAAAAGUGGAGGAGACAUCGUGCAGAAGAGGACGACAUGUCCGCGAUGUCGCGGGGUCCGCCCCGCGCUCGCGGACCCACGCGGCGUAUCAAGAGGACGACGCCUCUUCCUGGAGGACUCGCCAAUAAUAUUAUCAACCAGAUUUCAUUCGUACUUCUGGUUAUCCUGCUUACUAUACUCGCGCCCUCCGUCGUUGCUGAGAAAAGCAAAGAAUAUCAGAUAAGCGAUAUUUGUAAAAGGAAUUUCAUGCAGGAUCUCUAUAGAAAAAUAGACGGUGCAGUUUUAACGUCUAAACAUGAAAGAGAUCUCGAUUGUGCCAUCACAUUUCAAACGCACAGCAUCCUACAACGUUUCAUGCUACGAUUCGAUCAACUUCAAUUGGAUUGUAACGAUCAUCUUUACAUCUACGAUGGCGCACAUGCGGUUGGCAGUUACAAGGCUGACCUGUCCUGCAGAAACACGAAGCACAGCGUUGGUGCGAUUUAUACGCGUACGAACUUCGUGACGUUGAAAUACGUCACCGACGCCUGGGGCACCAACAUGAAUGGCUUCCGGCUCGUCAUCACUGCCGUCAAGGAUCCCAAACACACCUGCAAGGAUUUUCGCUGCACUCAAAAUGAAUUCUGCAUCGAAACGGAUCUACUUUGUGACGGUGUGAAUCAUUGUGGCGAUGGUUCCGACGAAACACCCUCCACUCUCUGUGCCAACUCCGAGGCAUCGAUGAUCCUGGGUAUGCAGACGACCUGGUUCGCGCUUGCCUUCGUUUUCCUGCUCCUGAGUAUGGUUGGUCUGGUUACGGCAGCAGUUCUCUGCUUUUGUAGACAGCGAGCCUCGACCCCGAGGCACCCCCAUAAUGCGCACAAUGCUCAGACUCAUCCCCCUGUCAGCUUCCCAUGGAUUCGAAGCUCGUGGAGGUGCGCUCGAUACGUGCUUAUCCAUCGUGUGGUUUCCCUCGGCAACGAGCAGCACGUUUCGCGGCGGACAGUUUCGUCGCGAAGCUUGAACGACGACGUCCUAGUGAAGGAGAAUAAGAGAGACGAACCGAAGAGGAGAAGGAGUAGGAGUAGGAGGAGGAGGAGGAGGAAGGGGAGGAGGAGAAGGAGUAGGACCAUUUACAGAGGUGGAUACACCGGAGUCUUCUUCUCCAAUCUGAUGAAAGGACUACGAAGGCCAAUGAGAUCGUCGAAGAUGUCACAAGAGAAUACUAGAUUUAAUCUUAGCGAGUUAAUGCUCGCCAGUUUCCUCUUAUUCGUUGUCUUAAAGUAUCCAACGAUCGGAGCUAUUGAGGUUAAUAAUAUCGUGGUUGGCAACGUUGACAAUGACAUUAGCAAGGAUUAUUUUAUUGGUCCGUGUUUGGUUAAUACCAAUCAAACUUGUCCCGACGAGGAGGUAACAUUUUUUUUAUACACUCGUGAUAAUCCAUUUAAGGGACAGAGAAUAAUUGUCACAGAUACGGAUUCUAAUCUUGACGUAAUCAAUUUCAAUUCAUCUAAUCCAACGAAGAUAAUAGUUCAUGGUUACAAUUCCGAUAUGCUAAUGAGCAGUCUGGUUGAAGUCAAGGAUGAAUAUCUCAAGAAAGGAGAAUAUAAUUUGAUCGCAAUUGAUUGGCAUAGAUUAGCCGUUGGACCGUGUUAUCCAAUUGCAGUUUACAACGUACCUCAUGUCGGUCAGUGUUUAGCACAAUUGAUAAGGAGACUUGAGUUUCACGGUGCUAAGGAUCUACAUGUCAUUGGAUUCAGUUUGGGAGCACACGUGCCGGCAUUUUCCGCUAAUUAUCUUAAACCAUAUAAAUUGGAGAGAAUAACCGGAUUAGAUCCGGCCAUGCCAUUAUUCGUUGCUGUUGAUAAUGACGAAAAGCUUGAUUCUAACGACGCCAAUUUCGUUGACGUUUAUCAUACCAACGCCUUUAUACAAGGAAAACUCGAACCAAGCGGUCAUAUAGAUUUUUAUAUGAAUGGUGGUAUUAAUCAACCAGGAUGUUGGGAAAAUAAAAAUCCAUUUGGAUGUAAUCAUCAUCGAUCGGCCGAAUAUUUCGCCGAGUCUAUUAAUUCUGAAAUAGGUUUUUGGGGAUGGCCCUGUUCUGGCUUUUUACAAUAUUUAUUGGGUUUAUGCCCGCCAAGAUAUCCGGCUGUUUUAGCUGGCGACAAAGUUGAUAGAAAAUACAAAGGAUAUCAUCUGGUUAAAACUAAAUCACAAAGCCCUUAUGCCGAAGGAAUGUUUGUAGUUAAUCCCAAAGACGUACCAUACAUGAUUAAUCGUAAAUCAUUAACAUAAGUAUUAUUAUUAUUAUUAUUAUUAUUAUUAUUAUUAUUAUUAUUAUUAUUAUUAUUAUUAUUAUUAUUAUUAUUAUUAUUAUUAUUGUUAUUACAUAAAUUUCAAAUUAUAAAUCUUUAAGUAUUUUAUUAUAAUACUUUAAUAUCAAUUUUUCUGUUACAAUUUGUUCAAAUAUUAACACAUGUGAGAAUUGUAUCUUCUUUCUUUCUUUUUUUUUCUCUUUCUUUUACUUUUUCUUUUUUUUCUUUCUUUUCUUUCGAUAUACGAACGGUUAUAUAAACACAGUGAAAAUUGAUUUGUAGUCGUCAUAAUCAUUGUCAUCCUCAUAAUCAUUGUCGUCGUCAUCGUCAUCGUCGUCAUCGUCGUUAUUAUUAGAGAGAAUAAUCUAGUAAAAAAUAUUCCUCUUAAAUUUUGUUCGUCGAUCGAAGUGAACCUGGAUUAAACGCAUAUAUAUAUAUAUAUAUAUAUAUAUAUAUAUAUAUAUAUAUAUAUAUAUAUAGUAGACAUGUAAAUGGUAAAAAGCAUGAGUAUAUAAAACCAUAUAUAUUCGUAUAUACACACACACACACACAUUUACAUAUAUGUAUAUAUAUAUAUAUAAUAUAUAUGUAUACAAGAUACGUUAUAUACUAAGAUAAACGUUCGAUAUUCCGUUUAAUAUUCACGCGUGUGUAAUAAAUCGUAGAGUGCUGACCAGGAUCGUUUUGUGUGUUUAUCGUGAGUUUCUCUCUCUCUCUCUCUCUCUCUCUCUCUCUCUUUCUCUCUCUUUCUCUAUCUUUCUCUCUCUCUCUCCUUCAUUCAUUCUCGUCGAGGGAGAAGAGUCGUUCCAAUUGCAGCAAUAGCAGCAGCAGGUCCAUGUACAUAUAUAUAUA
Vespa crabro (European hornet) is the source of this 3696-nucleotide messenger RNA. RefSeq lists its product as uncharacterized. Gene Ontology annotation, biological process: lipid metabolic process. Gene Ontology annotation, molecular function: protein binding; lipase activity. The transcript is spliced from 6 exons. The record is from RefSeq and is a predicted model, not a curated record. Lineage: Eukaryota; Metazoa; Arthropoda; Insecta; Hymenoptera; Vespidae. Bases 587 to 2824 code for a protein of 745 amino acids.